Molecule: messenger RNA, 750 nt
Organism: Dovyalis caffra
Lineage: Eukaryota; Viridiplantae; Streptophyta; Magnoliopsida; Malpighiales; Salicaceae
Source: the annotation of a GenBank genome assembly
AUGUACCUAGUACUUACGUGGCCAUUCGGCUAUUGCUCUGGUUCGCAGAGGGGGUUGUGUAAAAUGAAUCCAUUGCCCCAGGACAUGACUAUACACGGCAUAUGGCCAGUGGACAGUGCUGGGAACUCUAUCCUUUCUUGUCACAUUCCCCAGGAUCUUACUCCUGUGUUCAAUGACAAAACGUUGCAGGAUAAUUUGCUGGAUCACUGGCCUAGUCUCACUGGCCUGAUUAGCGAUAUAAAGUCGCAAAGGGAUUUUUGGUCUUAUGAAUAUAACAAACACGGAAAUUGUCAAUCGAAGAUGGCCAAAGAUUAUUUCUGGGCAGGGAUCAGUUUGAAGCAGCACUCUAGCAUCUUCCAAGCUUUAAAGGAUGCAAACAUAACGCCUGGUCAACAUUACAAACGGGCUGAUUUUGAAAAAGCAAUCAAAGCAAAAGUGGGCACAAGUGAUAUUUGUUUAAGGUGCUUAAAAAAUCAAAAUGGUGACUUUCUGCUCAAAGAGAUUUACCUCUGCAUUGAUGCACAAGCAACAAAGGCCUUGGGGAUAGAGCUCUUAAGGACAAUUGAUAGACCAGAGCACAAGGUUGCAAUUGGCAUUGAUGAUGUGUACAAAAGUCCUGAAGUUGUCAACUUUGUAACACAAGAGCUUGGUGGCAAGAUAACUCGUCAACCUGGACCAAUUCCUGGACUCAACAUCAACAUCAACCCUUUUCUAGGUCCAUAUGGCUGGAAAACUGUAAGUUUUCUCUAA